CGCCUUUCAAAUGUCAUGCACUGUGUGGCAAAAGUUGAAGAUGACAGUGAUGCAGAGACCUUUGGAGAAGAGAAUGAGGAACAGGGAAAUUAUUCUAAAAGAAAGAUAGUCUCUAACUGGGAUCGAUACCAAGAUAUUGAAAAAGAGGUCAAUAAUGAAAGUGGAGAAUCACAACGGGGGACGGACUUCAGUGUCCUCCUCAGCUCUGCAGGGGACUCAUUCUCUCAGUUCCGCUUUGUCGAGGAGAAGGAGUGGGAUGGUGAAGCGUCGUGUCCAAAACAGAAUUCGGCAUUUUAUGUGGACUGUGAGUCAUUGGUUCGCGCCCUUCAAGAACUGCCUCUCUCUCUCCGACUCAAUGUCGCUGCUGAAUUGGUCCAGACCACUCUUCCUUUAGAGCUUCCUCAGGUGAAACCAAAGAGAAAUGAUGAAGGCAAGGGACGAGGGAUGCAGUUAAAAGGGCCCUUGGGGCCUGGAGGAAGGGGGUCUGCUGAGCUGAAGUCUGUUGCUGCUGGCUGCCCCAUGUACCUGGGUAAAGAUAGCCCAGGUCCCACAAAGGGUUCCCGGGAACCCACUGGCCCACUGCAGUCAGCAGCAGGCCCCUUGGAGGAAGAGUUAGAUCUGCUGCUGAGUUUAGACGCACCUAUAAAAGAGGGAGAGAACAUCUUACCAGACCAGACAUCUCAGGACCGAGGAUCUGAGAAAGAUGGGGAGGUGGCCCCAGAAGAAAAAGCUCCUGCAGAGCCCUCUGUGGUGGAAGAAAAGAACGUGGAACCGGAGCAAGCAAGUACAUCAAAAACUGUUACCGAGGAAGAGCUCGAAGACUGGUUGGACAGCAUGAUUUCCUAACGUAUAGAAAGAAAAAUGAAAAAAAGUGCCUGAAGCAAAUUUCGGUGGCCUUGUCAGCAAGGGCGGGCCCAAGGCUGUCCUUCCAGAACAGCUGGUUUACAAGCAUGCCCCACGCCAGUGCGUCCUGUCAAUGCUUGCCGCGGUACAGCCUACCUCUGUGUUCCACAACAUGAGACUAUACCUUUAAGAGGCUCCUUGCAUUUGUUCUCUGGCUUAGUGAUCUAGUAGAUCCCUUAAGGGCAGGGGAUGUUAGGGCUCUUGUUUCCAGCCUCCUUCCUUUCAAUGUUUACGGCAGAGCAGGUGCUGCUGAUAGACACAAGCAACAAGGCAUGCAUCUGGCCCAAAUAAAUGAACGCUGGUGUGUGGA
Herpailurus yagouaroundi (jaguarundi) is the source of this 1213-nucleotide messenger RNA. It is a transcript of the gene AVEN, whose product is annotated as apoptosis and caspase activation inhibitor. The transcript is spliced from 6 exons. NCBI's taxonomy places the organism in Eukaryota, Metazoa, Chordata, Mammalia, Carnivora, Felidae. The record is from RefSeq and is a predicted model, not a curated record. Gene Ontology annotation, biological process: negative regulation of G2/M transition of mitotic cell cycle. Bases 16 to 846 code for a protein of 276 amino acids.